UGUCACUCUCACCAUUCUCUCCAUCUCCAUCUACACCACAGCAACAACAAAAUCAACAUCACUUUUGUCAUCCUUUUCGUUAUCUCUCUCUAAAAACCCUAGACGCAUGAUCUUCAGAUCUCUCAGCGAUUUGUACACCGUAGUUACCAGUUCCAGCCCUAAAUUGAUCGCCCAUGAAGAAAGCUGCCUGCUUUAGCAUUCUAAAUUCACGAAUGGAUCACGCUUGCUUUCAUUCUCUGAAUCUCAAAUUGCUGCUUUCUAGUGCCGAUGAACGAUGGGGGAGAACCCCAACUCAACUUCAAAGUCGGUGGUUUCCGGUGAUCACAAUUGAGGAUAUUAGGCUUCUUCAUAUUUAUCAGAAUAUGUAUAUUAUGGUUGUAAUAUACAAGCUAAAACCAUCUAUAAACGGUUGUUUUCUUGGUCCACAGCCGGUGGGAGAAGGGGUCAUGGCCAGAGGCAGGGAAAGGAGACCACAACGCUCUAAGUUUGUUAGAAUCCAGUUUCUAAAUCUUGAUUCUAAACAACUGUUGGUCAUAUGAAUGUAGCAUAAGGGCCAUAUUAAACAAUGAGGAUUCAAAAUAGUUGUAUUUUUUUAUACUCAUUUGUGACUGCAAGUCAUUGAUUGAGCUAUGUGAGUGUGUGUGGAUGCUUAGUUUUUCAACCUUUGUUACUAAUUUACUUAUUACCUUCUGGAGCUUA
Helianthus annuus (common sunflower) is the source of this 699-nucleotide messenger RNA. RefSeq lists its product as uncharacterized. NCBI's taxonomy places the organism in Eukaryota, Viridiplantae, Streptophyta, Magnoliopsida, Asterales, Asteraceae. The record is from RefSeq and is a predicted model, not a curated record. The transcript is spliced from 4 exons. The coding region runs from base 174 to 539 and encodes 121 amino acids.